Messenger RNA from Mycena citricolor, 2758 nucleotides. NCBI's taxonomy places the organism in Eukaryota, Fungi, Basidiomycota, Agaricomycetes, Agaricales, Mycenaceae. The record is from the annotation of a GenBank genome assembly.
CCGGUCGAACGAUGGCAGUUAUAUACCGAAGCUCUCCGUGUCCCCGGCCUCGAGAUGCGCCCGAGGCCGAUGGAAAAUCAGCGCUGAGCGCUGGAAUGGGCGGGGCGGGGCUGUGAAGACAGGAUAUUCAUACGCGCGCUGAUGACAGUGCAUUCACUAUGCACUCAGUCUUUCUGGCUAGGACGCCGCUUUUGUAAGUCUGACUCAUCUUGUGCAAUACUGAGAUAGUUUAGCGCGUAUCCACGGGAUGAUCAUGAUGACUCGCAGCACAGACUCGAUAACUCCGUUAUAAAUGAAUGUCCUUCCAGAGAGGCAUAACAGCCCACUGCUCAAUUACUUUCGACGACGAUGACGACUGCUUACCUGGACACAUCCUCUUCCUCUCUCAUUGCCUGCACCAACUGCCGGGAGCGCAAGACCAAAUGCAUCCCACCGGCAAAUCUCCAGACCACCAACAGUCCUUGCGAGCGCUGCGUUCGCAAGGGUUUACGAUGUCAAUAUGUCAGGAGCGCCGCUCGUUCAUCCCCAUAUAAUCCAUCCGCAACAUUACCUUCCUCCUCGCCAUCGCGCAACACCGGAACCAGUGCGCUUCCGAACACUGGCCCGCCUCCGACCGGCCAUCCUAGGCCUCGAUACGCGGAUGGACAGUACCCAAAUUUAUCCCUCGGCUCUGGCGCCGGUCAGCCGCAGGCGCAGUCAUAUCCGGUUCCCACUGCCUACGCCGGGCACGCUCCCAAUUUUCAGGCAACGCAGUAUUCAAUGGCGGGUGGAUAUUACAACUCGAACACACAGGCAGCGGGCUCGGCACAGCUUGUGCCCAUGCCAUUCUUUGCGGGACCAGAUGCUCGGUACGGGUAUGCAGCUGGCCAGGAGGAGUGGAACGCUCACUCAAACCCACCGGGGAACGGGCCAGGACCCGGAUAUCCCGGAGGUUAUGGAUAUUGAUGAUGAAUUCCCAACCAGACGAUGAAGCUGUCCUACUGUACAAUACCUAACUAGACCUGCUAAGUAAUUCUCAACACUUUUAAUGAAAUCCGCAAUCAUCUUCCAUGGAAAAUUCUCGUGGUAAAAUACGCUCAUUUAGCUCUUGAAUCCGUCGAUUGUUGAGCGAAUGAAACCUCUGCAAUGAGGCGCACCGCACAUGGGUGACCGGAUCACGUAUCGGGACAUUGGCAUCGGGCGCCAAAGACACGUUAGCGUGACUGCCACUCGCGUAGCACCAGCUACUUUGUGACAUUCGGCUUCGCUGCGCUCCAAGAUGUCAACUAGGAAAUCCUCGAAUGUGAUAUCAACGCCGGAGACACAUCGGGAUGUCCAUUGCGAGAUGUCGACCCGCCCGUUCCACAUGCGUGGUGUCCACGCCCAAGAACCGGACUUUCAUGGGCAUCUUGCUGCGGCGAUGAGGCCUUCGUGCGUGCUUGACGUGUGCCAUAUUCGCCCUUCCUCCAGGUUUCUGCGGUGACAGUGGGACACACCCUUUCUCAAUCUUCACAAGCCAGUUGUUCAGAAUACGGACCUCAAGCAACACAUCUUAUGCCCCACUCUCAUCAUCUCUUCUGCUUCCUUCUACUCUCUCAGCCGGGCUUGGCUGGUGCUGGUGAGCUACGUCUCAUGUCUCCUUUGGACGAUGCGUCAUUCACCCCAGAUGGACUGCCCCAAAGCGGACUACGCUCCUGCCGCCGCCUGGCAAUCCGACUACCCUGGGAUUGGAAAACCUGUCCCGCAGAUCUCCGAAACCGACACGGAGGGCAAGACGCUCUUGGCGUCGCUCGAGACUCGUAUCACAAACAUCGAGCCCAAAGGCGAAAACGGCGUGGCGAACGCGAACCUGCAGUCGAGAUGGACUAUUCUUGAUCAUGUUCGCAAUACAUGACGUCCAGGGAGGGGCAUUGCUCGACGUGCCGGCUACGCCCGAUCCGUCCACACUAGGGUUCGGACUCGACGACGGCCCGGUGUGUGCUCAUGACCCGUUAUCCGACUGUCGAGGCGCAGAACCAGGAGCUGGCGCUGCUCUGCAUUGGGUCGAAAGCUCCGGUCUAGCCACCCCAGGCCAAGCGGGCAGUGGAAGAUGGGCAAGAAGCCUGCAUUACUGUUCCCGUCGAGCGAGGACUGCAUUUACCGAUGAGCAAGCGUUCUGAGAGAUGUGAUGCGCCCUGCAUUCGAUCGAUCACGAUGCAGGCGGAUCCGCGAACUGGUUUCCUCCAUCUCAGCUGUCAAAAUCGGAAUCAGGAAUCAGCGUCGAUCCCCCCCAUGAGCGACAUCGACGAACACCUCAGGCCCCGCCGCGUGUCACGAUCUAGCCGUACCUCGCUUGUCAGCGCGCACACAGCACGUCGUCCCAAUCGCCAUAGUGAAGGGCCGCUCUAACCUAUCAGUCGAGACCCUUUUCACGAUGCAAACUUUUGCGAAUUGUGACUGUUGGCUGCUGGUGGGAGCGGGGGGCCUAGCACCACCCACAUCUCCCGCACAGGUCCCAUCAUCGUAGAGCGUCACGACAUCCACGUCGCCCACCGCUUGGAAGGCUGCUGCUGGUUCACCGGCGGUCGGGGGAAACCCCGUCGCGGCGCAACAUCCACCGGCCGGAACCCGGUGACAUCUCUGCUGCUGAGCAGACAGGGCUUAUAUAAGCGCUCUGUUCAUUGUGUAGCGCUUAUUGCAUGUGCAUUAGGAUUCGAGUGGCAUCAAAUGCAUCUACUUGCAUUGCAGCGUGACUGUGCCGUUUUUCAGACAUCUAGGGAGCCGCAGUGGAAACUUGAAU